Molecule: messenger RNA, 1264 nt
Organism: Daphnia pulex (common water flea)
Lineage: Eukaryota; Metazoa; Arthropoda; Branchiopoda; Diplostraca; Daphniidae
Product: kynurenine formamidase-like
Exons: 8
Coding region: 151-1047 (298 amino acids)
Molecular function (GO): arylformamidase activity
Source: RefSeq, a predicted model, not a curated record
GUAGGAGUGCUUUGUCUAUGUUUGAUCAACAUAGCAUUUCAAGGUCUUCUCUUUUCUCCAAACCAUGGCCAUUUUGGCUGACAGCUACAGUUCAAAGUUUUCUCCUUGCAAGAGUCAGUCGCGCUAACAGACUACGCAGCUUAUUUUAUAAUGGAACCGGAACACUGGUCAUUCUGGGACACACAAAGACUAGAAGACGAAUACUCGCCCAGCAAAUGGUCUCGUAGAGGGCCAGCUGAUUGGGUUUUUGAUAACCAUGUUAAACUUGUCACUCAAGUUAGUAACCAAGUAAAGGAGGAAAUUCAGUGUGACUUGGACAUUCCUUAUGGCGAACGCGAAGGAGAAAAAUUUGACAUUUUUGGAGCUCAGCUCUUGCCCAACGAUGCUCCUGUAUUUGUAUACAUCCAUGGUGGCUACUGGCAGGCAUUGGACAGGAGCAUUUCCUCUUAUAGUGUGACUCCACAAUUCAAGGCUGGGCAUAUCGUUGUUGUUGUUGGAUAUGAGUUGGCUCCAAAAGUUGGACUUAAGGACAUUAUAUUGGAGAUUCAAUCAGCAAUAUCAGCUGUUCUGAAAUGGGCAGCAGAGAGGGGUUCAAGGUCUGUGGUGAUUGCAGGGCACUCUGCUGGUUCCCACUUGGCAUCAAUGUUACUUCAUGACCCUCAAUGGCAAAAAAAUGAGCCCCAUUUGGAUUUGCUGCAUGGCAUGGUACACAUUAGUGGAGUGUUUGAUGUGAUUCCACUAGUGGCAACCUCCAUGAACCUACCUCUAAAUUUAGACAAUGAAACAGCCAAGUUGAUGAGUCCUCUACAUUGCUUUAACCAGUCUAUGGAAAAAGUUCUUAACAUCAAGCAACUUUUGGUCGUUGGAGAAAACGAUCCUACGGAAUUCAAACGUCAAACGUCAACAUACGCACAGGCACUGCUUCGAGCAGGAUUCACUGACGUCCACUGUAAAAUGAUGGAAUCAUUGGACCAUUUCAAUAUAGUGGAAGAAUUACGAAACGAAGAUUAUGAGCUUACUCGAUUGAUAGUUAAGCUAAUAAGUUAAGCUUAGAAGUUUAGCUUCCGUCAUGACGAAAUUUUUCAAUAGAUUAUCGUCAUCCCUAAUAACAACAUUACGCAAAUCAAAAAUUCUUUAAGUGAUGCCGUACCCAUUUACAAACGAUUGAUUAAAAGAUUAAUCAAUUAAGGGUAAUUUAUUAGUAAGGUGUCAUGUGCCUUUUGGCAUAAAUGUCGUCACUGGAAUACAUACAUUUUUCUAAUCA